Molecule: messenger RNA, 1837 nt
Organism: Hemibagrus wyckioides
Lineage: Eukaryota; Metazoa; Chordata; Actinopteri; Siluriformes; Bagridae
Product: acid-sensing ion channel 1C-like
Exons: 2
Coding region: 729-1412 (227 amino acids)
Biological process (GO): sodium ion transmembrane transport
Cellular component (GO): membrane
Source: RefSeq, a predicted model, not a curated record
CACACAUACACACACACUGGUGAAGCAGGAGCUCAGCAGUGGGAUGGAUUCUGACUACUAAAGAGACGGAGUGAGAGGGAGGGGGAAAGAGUCAGCGAGCGCCGAGCUUGCACAAGAGAGGGAAAGGAUUGAGGCACUGGUGUGCAAAUCCACAUGAGCAGAUCUGGAGGAAAACGCUGGCUGCUUUGGGCGAGACCUUGAGCGUGGCUUUUCUCAGCGUGAAGAGGUAGCCCUCGGUGCUCGUCGUACAUCCCGGAGGAACGAGGCAACAAAGACUUGACUGACAAGCGCAAGAGAUUGACUAGGGGGAGGUCUAUGUCACUUCAUUUGCAUCUGUGGAGAGGAGGAGUGUGAGGAAGAUCCAGGGAAGAAAAAUGAAUAUUGGACAACAGCUGUUUUUUGAAUGAUUUUUUUUUUCUCCCCCAUUCAUAAAUCCAACACGGCGAUGUAGAGCCAGUCCUCCUAGCUGGAUGUUGCAUGGUCUAGUCAGCUGCUGAAUGUUUCAGUUGUGGCUCCUUAUUUCUUUUCUGUUUGCACUUUUCAGUGUGCAACGUGAACAUUUCGCAGGUUUGGGUUCUUUUUGACUAGACUGCACAUUUCAAGGAGGAACAGAAGAGCAGCUUGCGAUCCAAGACGGGAGUUUGGAUCAUGUGCAGUAUUUUUUGAUACUCUUGACUUUGCAAAUUAUUUCUAAUUUCCUUUCCAACUUCUGAUUAGACUUGCUGACCAUGACAGCCAUGAAGGGAGAUUCGGAGGACAGCAUCGAGAGCAUCAGGCCUUCAAAUCUGCAAGCCUUCGCCAACUCGUCCACGCUGCACGGCAUGAGCCACAUUUUUGCCUACGGACACAUGACAUUCCGUCGCUUCUUGUGGACUCUGUCGUUCCUGGGCUCUCUCGGGCUGUUGCUUCUGGUAUGCAUGGACCGCGUGUCGUACUACCUUGAGUUUCCUCAUGUCACCAAACUGGACGAGGUGGCAGCACCAAACCUCACCUUUCCCGCUGUGACUUUUUGCAAUCUGAACGAGUUCCGCUUUUCCAAAAUCACCAAAAACGACCUCUAUCACGUCGGGGAACUGCUGGCGCUGCUCAACGAAAACUACCAGAUUGCGAACCCACAUCUUGCAGAGCCAGAAAUCCUUGCUGCUCUAAAGGAAAAGGCCAAUUUUGUCAACUUCAAGCCCAAGCAGUUCAACAUGACUGAUUUCUAUAACCGAACGGGCCACGACAUCAGUGACAUGCUUCUGCAGUGCACUUUCCGAGGCGACGAUUGCUUCCCUUUCAACUUCACCACACACGCACAUUGCGCAAUAAUUCCUGACUUGUUAGCGCUGGAGCCGAUCUCGGAUCUGUGUGGAUACUUUCGGGGCCCGACGUUGACAUUUCCCACACCAUCACUGAUCAGGAUGGUGUGAUGCUGGUGUGAAGCCCCUGUAGAGAUCAGCAGUCUGAACACGUGUGAAUGCAGCGGGUUUCUUUCGCAUUACACAGAAGAGGAAAAGCAUAUUUAGGUCCGAAAAUGCUGAUGUUAGAUAAAACGCUUUAGUGCCUGUGGUAUGAGCGAGUUUUCUGUGCUUCAGUGAUCGACUCAGAUCAUACGCUGAAAAUGCCUUUUGGGUGAAGAGAGCGCUCGAUGCUCCGGCGCGACCCUGACGUGACUCAUGUCUGAAAUACGAAUCUUCAAGAUAUGUUUCUCAUAAUCUUCACAGUAGUCAAUAUGUUUUUAUCACACAAUUUCUUUAUGUCAUUUAUUCACUUUCACAUGUUGAUUUGUGUUUGAUUUUUUUUUUUUUUUUCAAAAAACGUUUCACAUUUUCUUUGCAAUUUUCACACGAAAUGU